AUGGGUACCACAGGAUACGAUAAACAGUUCCUGAAUAGAUUCCGGUUCUGGGAUCAGUACAACAAACCUCUGCCCCAUCCACCACGAAUGACGAAGGCUGCCAUAAAAGCAUCAUACAAUGCAACAUUUAUGCACCCACCCGGUCUCCCCGCUCCACCAACAAUUCCCGUCCCCCACCCCGUAGCAACACCCCCGGUCAGACCACGCGCAAACCCCAAACCUCCUGCAUUCCCCCGCCGCGACAGGAAAAAGUACCAAAACCGUUCUCUCUUCAAAGGACCAAAAUACCAACCUCACGGCGCCCCCCAAGGCGGCCAUUUGAACUGGCUACCAGUCAAGUAUCUCGGACAAGGUGGAGGCGGCGCCGUGGUAUUGUGGGAGUACAAUGGCCCUUUGGCAGCUCCACUCAUCAGAAAGAUUGCUGUGAAGAAUAAAGUGACUCCAGACGGGAACUGGUUGUUGGAGGAGGGGCAGAUGAUGUCGCAGUUGAUGGCGAGUAAUAGUGAACAUAUUGUAAGAUUGCUUGUUCAGCCGCGGCAGUUGACUGCUGCGAAUAGAGCUCUUGAGGGUGGCAGUAGGCCAUUACCGAAGGCUUGGGAGGGGGUCGUGAGGAGGUUGAUUAUGGAAUAUUGUUCGCAGGGGAGUUUGGGUAGGCUGCUGGCUGAGAGGCGUCGACGAAACCUCCCGUUUGAAGAACUCACUCUGUGGCGAAUCUUCGAAUGUAUAGUGGACGGCCUAUCUGUGCUUGAAUUUGGUGAUGAGCUCAUUCCUGACCAGCAUAGCUUGGGGCGUUUCAUACCCAAAGCAACUUUUAAUCCUGCUUUGGAUUUGGUUGUACAUUUUGACCUGAAGCCUGAUAAUAUCUUUGGUGUAGACAACCGAACAGGAUGUACACAUCCCCAUACGCAGACCUGGAAGAUCGGUGAUUUUGGCUUAGCACAAGAGUUCGAUAGAAAUGGAUUUAACCAACCCGCUGGCACAGGGUGGCAGGGGCCAGAGUCUGGGACCUAUGUGGCGAACGAUAUUCACCUUCGCCACAUUGGGACUGAAGGAUUUUUCUGCCCUGAACAAUUCUCGCCGAGGUGGAACUAUGCGGAUUAUCGGGCUUCGAGUCUCUGUGCUAAGUAUGGGCGGAAGACGAAUGUUUGGGGAGUAGGACAGAUCAUGUACGAACUUGCCUGUUUCGAUCAAGGUCUUCCAGAAGCCUACUACCCAUUCAAUCCCUCAGGUCUUACCGCUCCCCACACACCAUUCAGUAUUGGCAAUACUGCAGCCAAAGGCAUAUUGUACGGCACACAUUUACGCGCUACACCCUAUUCAAACAGACUCAAAGACACAAUUCACCAAUGUCUCUAUGAAGAGCCUCAUCACCUACUGGACUUGAUGAAACUCAAGACUAAGAUUAAGAUCGGUAUUGCGAUGUGUAGUGUACUUGGUGCUCAGCCGGAGGGAUGGCAUACUCUGGAUUCUCCUGAGCCGAGGACGGCGGCAAUGGCAAAAGUUGUUCCGCCACCUUCAAAACGAUGCACACGAACCGUCAAAGCCUCCCCUGGUUCGACGCGAUGCAGCAACUGGGUUACAGUCGAUCCCGAGAAUAUGCGUCCUAGAUGUGGAAUGCAUUACAACUUGAUCAAGUUUCCGUGGCAGUGA
Cadophora gregata is the source of this 1650-nucleotide messenger RNA. RefSeq lists its product as uncharacterized. Bases 1 to 1650 code for a protein of 549 amino acids. The transcript has 8 exons. Gene Ontology annotation, biological process: protein phosphorylation. Gene Ontology annotation, molecular function: protein kinase activity; ATP binding. Lineage: Eukaryota; Fungi; Ascomycota; Leotiomycetes; Helotiales; Ploettnerulaceae. The record is from RefSeq and is a predicted model, not a curated record.